This is a messenger RNA of Salvia splendens (bonfire salvia), 1852 nucleotides long. RefSeq lists its product as uncharacterized. The transcript is spliced from 3 exons. The record is from RefSeq and is a predicted model, not a curated record. The coding region runs from base 810 to 1466 and encodes 218 amino acids. NCBI's taxonomy places the organism in Eukaryota, Viridiplantae, Streptophyta, Magnoliopsida, Lamiales, Lamiaceae.
GGACCCGAAGGUAGCUCCGCCGCUUCGCCGUCGUCUUCCUCGCCGGCGCCACCGAGCGCUAAACGAGGCAGAGAUCCGGAAGAUGAGGUUUACGUUGAUAAUCUCAACUCUCACAAGCGGUAUCUUAGCGAGUUUGUGCAGGAAAAUUAUUUUUUCAAUUAUGGAUCCAUUGGAAUUUCGAGCAGGAAAUUGAGGUGAUUCCGUUGCAAUUAUUCGAGUUAAACACUAUGCAGAAUAUUUUGAGUUUUUUCUGAAUUCAAAGUGAUAUUUUCGUACGAACAAGUUCAAUUGAGGCUAUUUAGUUUCGUAUUUUAUGCGCUUUUUUAUGGCAUUUCAACAUGUAUGUUCAUUACAUUUUGCUUAGCUGUUGGGAUUGUGAUCGGCGUGUGACUAGAAUUGUGGCUGAAAAUAGAUAUUGUUGUUGGAAAUUCGCCUCUUCUUUCUGCUCUCCCCCUUUUUCGAUGCGGUCUAGUUCAUGGAUUUGAGUCCUCCUCACAGAAAGGUCACUGGAUUUGAAUCCCACAGAAGCCCUUGGUCAAUCUAACUAGAGUGGGUACAGGUAGCUAAAAUCGGAGUGGUUUAGUUAGUGGAGUAGAUGACCUUGUCAUUGGCUUUGAACCCGACCGAUGCCCUAAGUAAAUUGAACUAAUAGAUUGAAUCCAACCGAUGCCCUAGGUCGAUAUAACUUGUUGUUUUUCCACCUCUCAUAUGGGAUGCUUCUUCAUCUGUUUGCUAUGCUCCUGGAUGAGGUGUAAUGUGUGUGCAUUUUUUAUGGCACAUAUUACAUUUAAAACUGGUUCUUGCAGAUCAUGGCUUCAAGUUUGAACGGGCUGACCGUUGGAGAUACACUGUCUGACAAUCUAAUGGAUUCUCCUGUAAGGUCUGAUACGAUGAUGCCGUAUCUUAGGGAUGAAACAUCUGUACAGUAUUCACCAAUGUCUGAAGAUUCAGAUGACUCGAGGUACUACGAGAGUUCUAAUACCUGUUCUUCUCAGCCUGAGAGUGCUCCCACUAGCCCCGUAUCUCCUUAUAGAUGCCAAAAGCCCUUCGUGCCAGGACCUUCUACCACCUCAUAUCCUUCCCAUGGAUCCAUCGUUUCUUCUUCAGCUUCACCACAGUCUCGGCAGCGUGGUUCUGAUACCGAGGGUCGUUUCCCAUCAUCGCCCAGUGACAUAUGCCACUCAGCUGACUUGAGACGGGCUGCUCUUUUACGAUCUGUCCAAAUGAGAGCGCAGCCUUUAGGGCUGGCUCAAUUUGAAAUGCAGCUUAGUCCCGGACAAGAGACCGGGAACAAUAUAGAAGUUGAGGAGCGGCCAUGUUCCUACUUGAAGCUUGACGUUGAUGAGAGGGGGGACUAUCCUAUCGCCGAAUCUACACCUUUGAGCAUGUCUGAGAGUGAAGACAAGAAGAAGUCUUGUGGGGCUCUCGGCGUGGAGAUGAAAGACGACGAAUCUGCUGGCGAAUGAAUGAAAACAAUGUUGCCCAGUGGCACUUGGUGGUUGGCUUUUGAUAUGUUUUGAAGUCUCACCUGACAUAGCUAGAGAGAGAGCAAAGAAAUAGUCUCUUGUCUCAUUGACUCAUUGAUGUAUGGCCACGUUGCUUGCCAGUUGAGUCAUCAUCGAUCAGCUUCACUUCAGGUUAUGCUUCUGCGAGUAUGAAAAUUUCUCAUCUAUGUUUUGUGAUCUCAGUCAUGGCGGAUUAACUAACAUAUUUUCUGGAAUUGAACCAACCAAAUUUGAUUCGGUCUUUGUAAGUGAUAAGAGAUGCAUCUUUUAAGCCAAGAGCAGAGUUGCGUGUACGUAUUCGAAUCUUCGUCAGCUUUUAUGAUAUAAGACCACACUUAAUGGAUAAA